Messenger RNA from Oncorhynchus masou masou (cherry salmon), 951 nucleotides. RefSeq lists its product as uncharacterized. Bases 1 to 951 code for a protein of 316 amino acids. The transcript has a single exon. NCBI's taxonomy places the organism in Eukaryota, Metazoa, Chordata, Actinopteri, Salmoniformes, Salmonidae. The record is from RefSeq and is a predicted model, not a curated record.
AUGGUGAGCAUCCAGCCAGGUUGGAGGAUGCCAGCUCAGGGCGCCUGGUCUCCAGUGCGUCUCUUCGACCCAGAAUAUCCUGCGCUGGCUCUGCGCACUGUGUCUCCGGUACGUCUGCACAGCCCAGUGCAUCCUGUGCCAGCGCCCCGCCGCAUUUGCAGGGCGAAGAUAACCACCCAGCCCGGACGGGUUGUGCAGGCUCUAAGCUCUAGACCUCCAGUGCGCCUCCACGAACCAGUGUAUCCGGUGCCUCAGCCAAGGACAAAGCCUCCUGUAUGUCUCCCCAGCCGUGUGAGUCCUAUGCCUGCGCCCAGAACUAAGCUUCCUGUAUGGCUCCCCAGCCUGGCGAGUCCUGUGCCUGCUCCCAGAGCCAGGCCUCCUGUGUGUCUCUCCACUCCAGUGAUUAUCAAUGGCACAAAGCCUCCAGUGAUGAUCCAUGGCAAGAAGCCUCCAGUGAUGAUCCAUGGCAAGAAGCCUCCAGUGAUGAUCCAUGGCACGGAGCCUCCAGUGAUGAUCCAUGGCACGAAGCCACCAGUGAUGAUGCCUUGCACAAAGCCUCCAGUGGUGAUCCAUGGCACGAAGCCUCCAGUGAAGAGUCAUGGCACGAAGCCUCCAACGAAGGCCUCCAGUCUGGAGUCUCCAGAGACGGUCUCCAGUCCGGAGCCUCCAGAGACGGUCUCCAGUCCGGAGCCCCAGCGACAUCCUUCAGUCCAGAGCAGCCAGCGACAUCCUUCAGUCCGGAGCCCCCAGCGACGGCCUCCAGUCCAGAGCCCCCAGCGACGGCCUCCAGUCUGGGACCCGCAACGAGGGCACCCAGUCCGGGGCCCGCAGCGAGGGUGCCCAGUCCGGGGCCCACAGAGAGGGUCUCCACACCAGAGGCGCCACCAAAGUGGGGUGAGCCAUAGGUGGAGCAGGGUCUAUGUCCUGCACCAGAGCCGCCACCGCGGAUAG